Molecule: messenger RNA, 2224 nt
Organism: Olea europaea var. sylvestris
Lineage: Eukaryota; Viridiplantae; Streptophyta; Magnoliopsida; Lamiales; Oleaceae
Product: probable mediator of RNA polymerase II transcription subunit 37c
Exons: 1
Coding region: 251-2044 (597 amino acids)
Biological process (GO): protein refolding; cellular response to unfolded protein
Cellular component (GO): cytoplasm
Molecular function (GO): misfolded protein binding; heat shock protein binding; ATP-dependent protein folding chaperone
Source: RefSeq, a predicted model, not a curated record
UGUUAAAUAGUAGUACUAAAUUUUUGUGUAUAGAAGUAUGUACAUAGCUGGUGUGUAAAAUUAUUGAAUUAUUUGUUCUGCUGAUGCUUAGUUCAAAAUUAAUUCAAUUAGCUGUUCAAUCUGAAUGGUAUACAUAUUUGCUUACGCCUUACACAUGGAGAGUUAAUUUGAGCACCUUUCUGGUUCGCUUUGUUCAUAUUGCUCUGAAAAUUAAUGAUUAAUUCAUUGUACCUGCAAUUUAUUUGGGUGUAUGAUUAUGGUUCGUGAAUUUGCUGUUGAUUAUAUAUAUUCAUUCCUACAUACAGAUGCCAAGAGGUUGAUUGGUAGAAGGUUCAGUGAUCCGUCGGUUCAGAGUGACAUGAAGCACUGGCCAUUCAAGGUUGUUGCAGGGCCUGGUGACAAACCCAUGAUUGUUGUCUCAUACAAAGGUGAGGAGAAGCAAUUUUCAGCUGAGGAAAUCUCAUCCAUGGUCCUCACUAAGAUGAAGGAGAUUGCGGAGGCUUACCUUGGAUCGACAGUUAAGAAUGCUGUAGUGACGGUACCUGCCUAUUUCAACGAUUCUCAGCGUCAGGCGACAAAAGAUGCCGGUGUUAUUUCUGGUCUGAAUGUGAUGCGCAUAAUUAAUGAGCCUACGGCUGCUGCCAUUGCUUAUGGUCUUGACAAGAAGGCGGGAAGUUCAUUUGAGAAGAAUGUGUUGAUUUUUGAUCUCGGGGGUGGUACUUUUGACGUUUCUCUUCUUACCAUUGAAGAGGGUAUCUUUGAAGUUAAGUCAACAGCUGGUGAUACACAUCUUGGGGGAGAGGAUUUUGAUAAUCGGAUGGUGAAUCACUUUGUACAGGAGUUCAAGAGGAAGCACAAAAAAGACAUUAGUGGCAACCCGAGAGCGCUUAGGAGAUUGAGAACUGCUUGUGAGAGGGCAAAGAGAACGUUAUCUUCAACUGCCCAGACUACUAUUGAGAUUGAUUCUUUGUACGAGGGCAUUGAUUUCUACACGACUAUCACUCGUGCUAGAUUUGAGGAACUUAAUAUGGAUUUGUUUAGGACGUGUAUGGAACCAGUCGAGAAGUGUCUGAGGGAUGCUAAGAUGGACAAGAGCAGUGUCCAUGAUGUUGUACUUGUUGGUGGCUCGACUCGUAUUCCGAAGGUACAACAAUUGCUACAAGACUUCUUUAACGGAAAGGAGCUCUGCAAGAGCAUCAAUCCCGAUGAGGCUGUUGCGUAUGGUGCGGCUGUUCAAGCUGCGAUUUUGAGUGGCGAGGGCAAUGAGAAGGUUCAAGAUUUGUUGUUAUUGGAUGUCACUCCUUUGUCUCUUGGUUUGGAAACUGCAGGAGGUGUAAUGACUGUCCUUAUUCCGAGAAAUACAACAAUCCCAACUAAGAAGGAGCAAGUUUUCUCCACGUAUUCGGACAACCAGCCUGGUGUCUUGAUCCAAGUGUACGAAGGUGAAAGAACCCGAACCAGAGAUAACAAUUUGCUCGGGAAGUUUGAGCUGUCUGGCAUACCGCCAGCACCUCGGGGUGUUCCUCAGAUAAAUGUCUGUUUCGACAUUGAUGCCAAUGGCAUCUUGAAUGUUUCGGCUGAGGACAAGACAACAGGUCAAAAGAACAAGAUUACCAUUACAAAUGAUAAGGGAAGACUGUCCAAGGAAGAAAUCGAAAAGAUGGUACAAGAUGCGGAGAAAUACAAGGCUGAGGACGAGGAACUGAAGAAAAAAGUUGAGGCCAAAAAUUCUUUGGAGAAUUACGCCUACAACAUGAGAAACACUAUCAAGGAUGAGAAGAUUGCUUCCAAACUUCCUGCUGCUGACAAGAAGAAAAUUGAGGAUGCUGUCGACUCGGCCAUACAAUGGUUAGAAGGGAAUCAACUUGCAGAGGUUGAUGAAUUUGAAGACAAGAUGAAAGAACUGGAAAGUAUUUGCAAUCCGAUUAUUGCAAAAAUGUAUCAGGGUGGUGCUGCUGGCCCUGACAUGGGCGGAGGCAUGGAUGAGGACGGGCCUUCUUCUGGUGGCACAGGUCCAGGCCCUAAGAUUGAGGAAGUUGAUUGAGAAUGAAAUUUGUUUCUUCCUUCCUAUAGAUUAUUUAAGUGUUCAUGUUUUGAGAAUCUGUCUUUGAACUGUUCUCUUGGGACUCGUCUGUUAUUGGUGCUUGGCAAAAGCACAAUUUUCAUUCAUGUUUUGUACUGUUUUGGUGUUCACUUUUAAAUUUUAGUAGAUUUUUAUAGCCAA